AUGGUGUUUGGUAAAUCCUCCUCAAAUUAUUACCAGAAAAUCAACACAGUAGAUUUUGUUUCAUCAUUCCCUUUUUAUCUUAUGCUAAAGGAAAUUGGUAGAGAGGUGGUGACAAAUUAUGAGUCAAUAAGAUGCAAGGACCAUGAGUGCCCAAUCUGCUUCAAUGAUUUCCCAUCAGCCCAAGCUUAUGGUGGUCGCAAGGAGGCUCAUUCUAACAAUGGAUUCUCUGGAAGCAGAGGCAAAGCGACCACGCAGGUUCAACCAGUUUCUAGGCGAUACACAAUCCAACCAGCUGUGGGGCAAUCCCUAUUGAUCCCAAGUCAUUGCAUUCCUAGCAUGCCAGCCUCACCGCCAUUUACUCCCAUAGAAACCACUGAUGUAACCUCACAAGGUCCUGGCAUUAUCAAUCGAGGAGUUUCAGCAACAAACCAACCUAAGACUCCAGGAUUUUGUUGCCAUGUUGGUAACCCAUGUCCAGGCUUUCUAGGUCCUUACACUCACUGGAACAAGUGUGGCCACAUUUCUUCACCACCACAAAUGCUUUCUUGCUCGGAAGCAUCUGCACCAUCCUUUCAGAGAGGUGUAAUUCGGCCACCCAACGGACUUUCUCAGCAGCUCUAUCAGCUUUGGGAAGCACAAUUUGCAGAGAAUGUUGCUUUAUGGGUAGCGACUGGUGUUCUUGAUCAAUCCCGAAUGGCAACAACAAUCAUAGAACCAACCCGUCCAAUCGCCAUCACCAAUCCAAACCCAAGACAACGAGUCUGCUUCUCAUUCGCAGCCUACGCCAAGAACCUCAUUGACCAUCUCAAGAACUCCGACGUAUUCAUCGAACAAGGCCUCAACGACGCUGAAUUCUCCACCAUCGAAUCCACCUUCCACUUCACAUUCCCUCCUGAUCUCCGCUCUAUUCUCCAAGAAGGCCUUCCUAUUGGCCCUGGCUUCCCCAAUUGGCGAGCCUCUUCGACCCAACAACUCGAAAUCCUCAUAAACCUACCGAUUCUGGGUCUGUGCAGAGAAGUCUCGAGAAAUAAUUUUUGGCUAGAAUCUUGGGGUGAGAGACCAAAUGACAUUGAAGAAGCUGUGAAUUUGGCUAAAGGGUUUUUGAAAAAAGCCCCAGUUCUUGUACCGGUUUAUCGGUACUGUUACAUAGCUUCAACGCCGGGUUUGGCUGGAAAUCCCAUUUUCUACGUGCAUGGAUGUGAGAUUAGGUUAUGGAGCUUUGAUCUUGUUGGGUUUUUUCAACAAGUAGAGUUUAAGAUGAAUGAUGGGGUUUUGAGGCGGCAGAGCUUGUCGAACUUGUUGAAUGUACCAGCCUGGGCGGCGACGGAGGCAAGGAGGAUCGAGUUUUGGACUGAAUUUGUGAUGAGAGAGGAGAGGGUGGUGGCGCGUGGGGACACUCGAGGGUGGUGGAGUGGGAAUUUGUGUCUGGGCGGGUGUUUGGAGGAGGCUUGUUGGAGGUUGAGGGAUGGAGGGUGGAAAGAGGAUGAUGUUAGGGAGAUGUUGAUGAUGGACGGUGAUGAUGAGCAUGAUCAUCAUCAUAAUAAGAAACAUGAUCAUCCUGAUAAUAAGGUGUUGAGAGAUAAGGAGGGUGUGGUGUGGCACGAGAGGGUGUUGUCUCUUAGGUUAUUGCGUGCAGGGUGGAGCACAGAAGAUGUGGUGGAGUCUCUCGGAUUCCCAGAUGAUUAUGAGAAUGGUGCUCGUGAUGGAGAGUCGUGGUUUGACUUUCAACACGAAAGCAAUUCUGAUGAUCAAAAGAGCAGUAUGAAUCAGUUGAUGAACUCGCAUUCUAUUGAUGUGUAA
Molecule: messenger RNA, 1800 nt
Organism: Ilex paraguariensis (yerba mate)
Lineage: Eukaryota; Viridiplantae; Streptophyta; Magnoliopsida; Aquifoliales; Aquifoliaceae
Source: the annotation of a GenBank genome assembly